AUGUCGCACAGUCGGGUACUGUUAGACGGCUGCCAUGCCAAAGUCCCUGGGAUUAAUACUUCUUACGGCUAUGUACCGACGCUAGGAGCUGGAAUUGCGUACUGUACUCUCUUUGGAAUCUCGAUGCUUCUUCAUACUGCUCAAUUCUGCUGGAAGCGAACAUGGUGGUGCAGCGUUUUCAGUAUCGGCUGCCUGGUCGAAGUUAUUGGCUGGGCCGGUCGAACCUGGUCAUCUAAGUGUCCGUAUAAUUCGACCGCGUUCCUAAUGCAAAUCUCCACUCUCAUUAUUGCGCCCACUUUCUUCACAGCCGGCAUCUACGUCCUCCUAGGCCGCUUCAUCCAAAUCCUCGGCCGAGAAUCCUCCAUGCUCAAACCUAGCCUCUACCUCUGGAUCUUCUGCACCUGCGACAUUGUCUCCCUUGUCAUCCAAGCUAUUGGCGGUGGCAUGGCCUCGUCCGAAGCAAACAAAGUCAACGGCGACACAGCACCUGGCACUCACAUCAUGGUAGCCGGUAUCAUCUUCCAGCUCUUCUCAAUCACCAUCUUCGUCAUCUUUGCCGCCGACUUCGUCGUCCGUACCAUGCGGAACAGGCUCCUUCAGUCUCUGACUGGAUCUAUUGUGCCUCUGCUAGGCGCAAUGAUUUUCUCCGUGUUGUGCAUUUAUAUUCGGAGCAUCUAUCGUACUAUCGAGCUGUUGCAGGGCUGGCAUGGCUUCCUGAUUACUCACGAGAAAUACUUCAUCGCCCUUGAUGGAGCUAUGAUGGUUGCCGCUGUCGUUGCGUUCAAUAUCAUCCAUCCUGGCUGGCUGUUGCCUGAUCACAAGCCCGCGGGGCGAAAGCGGGAUGAUGUGUCUGAUGAAAUUGAGAUGACCGGUCAUUUGUCUUGA
Molecule: messenger RNA, 885 nt
Organism: Penicillium daleae
Lineage: Eukaryota; Fungi; Ascomycota; Eurotiomycetes; Eurotiales; Aspergillaceae
Product: RTA1 domain-containing protein
Exons: 3
Coding region: 1-885 (294 amino acids)
Cellular component (GO): plasma membrane; fungal-type vacuole
Source: RefSeq, a predicted model, not a curated record